AUGAAUUUGCUCACCGUUCAUGUCGCCGUGGUUUUGCAAUUCCCCCACCUGGAGUCCGUCGUUGCCCAGGCCGUUGUCCCUGUCGUCGCCGGUGAGCUUGCAUAUUUUGUUGCUCUUCCAGUUGGUGCCGCAUUUGUCUGCCAAAUUGGUAAGCGCCUCGUGCGUCAUCGGGAUCAAGCUCAGCAACACCUUGGCGUACUUGUCGGCGUCAGCCUCCCGGCACUCCGCGCCCGAGUAAGUGGAGAUGUACGCACCGCCGAACUCACCGGCGAAGGCACUGAGUCCCCUGCUCACGGAGCCCAGCGUGGGAGUGGAGGGCUUCUGGAAGCCCUGCGGCCUCAGCUGUGUGAGCGCGUCGGUGAGGUUGUGGAGCAGGCCUCGCAGCCUGUCGUCGAAGCCCUGCGUCACGCAGAGCCUAUUAAUGUUUUCGCUGCGCUCACCCUCCAUCUGCCUCAUGAAGCCCUUGUAGCCCACGAAGAGAUCCCUGUUUAUCUCGCCGGGCAGCUCCCCCAGCUCCUCGGCCACCUUGUCGGCGAAGUGUUUCAGCGCGUCCUUCGCGGACUCCACGUAGUCACGCCGCGCCUGCUUGGUGAGCUCCGCGAUUGCCUUUUCAAUCUCACUGUCUACGAAGCGUUCAAUGUUUUCUACUUUCUCCCAUUUUAUGUAAUCGGCGUUGGUGAGGAACUUGUCGCACAUGGCGAUGGUCUUGUGAAGGUCACCGGUGCGGAGGGUGUGGAUGUCACUCUUGAUUUUUUCGAGGUCUUUGUCGAUGUCAUUCUCUUUGAAAAGCCCCAACUGCCAGUCGACACUGCCGGCUUCGCUCGCAAUCUUGGCGCACAGUUCACCAAGGAAUUUGUUGAUGUCAGGGACUGUGUCCCUAUUGAGCUCUUCAAUGUCUUUCUUGAUUUUCUUGAGGCAAUCCUUAUCGUCAUCAUUUGUUCCAAUCUUCUCUAUCAUGAAUUCCAUAUUCCUCAUCACGCCUCUUUCUUUUGGCUCACCGGCAUCCUUACCCUGCAACUCACUCCUCAGCUCGUCAAGCUCCGCGGUGAUUUUGUCGACGCCUUGCUUUAUUUCAGUGGGCUGUUUGUGCAACUCACUUUGUUGAGCGUGAAGGCCAUUUUCAAUAUUCUCCAAGCCCUUAGCAUUGUUAUCAUCAUUCCAAUCCGCAUCUUCACUCAUCCCUUUGUCCUUCAAAUCUUCCAGUGUGUUGAUGACAUCUUUGUCCAGCGUGCUCCUAUGCACGCCAAGUUCCACUUUAAUUGCUGA
This is a messenger RNA of Babesia ovata, 1266 nucleotides long. Its product is annotated as leucyl-tRNA synthetase, putative. Bases 1 to 1266 code for a protein of 421 amino acids. Lineage: Eukaryota; Apicomplexa; Aconoidasida; Piroplasmida; Babesiidae. The record is from RefSeq and is a predicted model, not a curated record. The transcript is spliced from 3 exons.